AUGGCCCAACAAAAUGACUCCAAAGUCUCAGACCCAGACGCUCAAUCUGCUUCCGACCCAAUGACUACUCAAUCAGGUUUGGACAGCGCGGCCAAGGAUGCCAGCGCAGAUGCAGCUUCUGGGUACGGCACUCGUUCUCGUAACAGGAACAGCUCAUCGCGUAUCAACUACGCUGAGGAUAGGGACAUUGAUGCCGAUGUUUAUGAUUAUUAUCACGACAAAAAAGACGGUGACUCCAAAAAGACGUCUCGUCAGUCCAGUGCUGCUGUGAACAGCGAUGCGCCGCCCCGUGGCGGUGCCAGUUCGCGCAAGGCUGUCAUUGACGAGACGUCCAAGCCAGCGCAAUCAGCAAAUACCCCCAAAGAGCAACAAUCUGGCAGCUCAAACAGUUCUUCUACCACCACACAGCCGCCGGCUUCUUCUUCUCAGCCUACACGGAAACGCAAGGUUGCAAGCAGUUCAACAGGUUCCACUAACCAAGCUACGUCGACCACCAGCAACACGACAAAAAAAGCAACGACAUCCGGAACAGCUGCCGGCAUUUCAUGGCCGGAAACUAACAUGUUGACUUUUGAAAACUCCAAAGGACAGCCCGUUGAUGGUCAGAUGAUAGCCGACGAUGGCACGGUGCUAGAGCCAAAUGAUCAUGUGUACCUUGUCUGUGAACCGCCUGGAGAACCCUAUUAUUUGGGCCGCAUCAUGGAAUUUCUUCAUGUCCAGAAUGACAACAGCAGACCUGUGGAGGCAAUCCGCAUAAACUGGUACUACCGACCAAAGGAUAUUGGCCGAAAGUCCACAGACACACGUAUGGUCUUUGCGACCAUGCAUUCCGACAUCAGCCCGUUGACUGCGCUUCGCGGGAAAUGUCAGAUUCACCACAAAGCCGAGAUUUCCAAUAUGGACGCAUAUCGCAAGACGUCGGACAGCUUCUGGUACGACAAACUGUAUGAUCGGUAUAUCCAAAAGAAUUACGACCUGAUUCCGACGCGUUCCAUUGUCAACGUUCCAGCCAACGUGAAAAAGGUGCUUGACGAACGCUGGAAGUACGUGCUAGUCGAACAGGGGCGUGGCAAGGAGCUCACUAGCGCCGUUAAGCUCUGCAAGAGAUGCACAGGCUAUUGCGCAAGAGGUUUCGCAUGGUCAUGCGCUGCCUGCAGUCGUGCGCAAGAGCGAAAGCUGGAGGCUCGCAACACUCCUAAUGUGAAUGAUCCAACCCUGGAUGCCGACGAUGACGAGCCAAUGGAUGAAGAGGAUGAGGAGAUGCAGGGGGUCGACACCAGCCGCACGAGUCCGGAAGAAGGAGACCAUGCUCCUCACGAAGGCACCGCGGAACAAAUAUACCAGGCCUCGCUCUGGCCUUACCGGUACCUAGGAAUGCACUGCAAGCCUGAGGAUGCUCUCGACUAUGACGACAGAAUUCAUCCCCGCGCAGCUACGAGAAUUGGCCCAAGGAACCAAGCGACAGUUUUGCCAUGGCCAGGACAACCGGUAGAGUAUGUCAAGCCGCUCGAGUUCAAGAAGAAUGGCAAAAAGGACACCAAAUCAAAGGAAGCAUUGGCUGCGAUCGAGGCUGAAAAGAUCUCUCGCGGAAAUCGACCAAAAUGGGUACAGGACAUGCCUCCUGGCUACACUGUCCGAGGCGAGGAUUGUGAUGAAGACGACCCUAAUUGCACCGCAAAACCCAUGUGGAUACCCCCUUCAGAGGACGUCAUCAAAGAGAAGGACAUCAAUCAGUACAUGGAAAAGGCCAAGGCAAUGGCCAAAGAUCUUGGUUUGCCAGAACGCUCGACAAACCUGCAGGAUGUUGCUGCCGAUACAUUAUUCCACACUGGAUUUGACACGAAACGUGCCCUCAAGGCUCUUCCAGAAAAGGACAAGGCGGAAUUCAAAGAGCCAGAGUUGACACCGGCAGAACAAAAGAAAUUUGAAGAAGCUGUUAUCAAAUACGGCUCCGAGCUUUAUCUCGUGAGAAAGCAUGUUAAAUCCAUGUACUACGGCAUGGUGACCCGCUACUAUUAUGCUUGGAAGAAAUCAGAACGAGGGAUGCAAGUCCUGGAAAAUAUGGCUGGUCGAAAGGGGAAGAAAGAGGCGAAACGAGCGGAAGCUGCCGCCAACAAGAUGGCUGACGACGUUGCGGACAACGACGACGAUUCCGCCUUUGACGCCGAGAAGGCAAACCAGAAGAAGCGAGGAUUCGUGUGUCAAUUCUGCUCGACAACUUCAUCCAGGCAAUGGAGACGUGCCCCAAACCCUACAUCCGGCGUUGUCAACGAUGGUGGCUCUAAAAGUUCGAACAAGGACAAAGGUCAGGAGCGAGUGGUCGCACUGUGCCGCCGAUGCGCCGAACUCUGGCGACGGUAUGCCAUUCGAUGGGAGGACAUGGAAGAGGUGGCCAAGAAGGUGGCACAGUCAGGUGGCCGAGCUUGGAAGCGUAAGCAAGAUGAAGAACUUCUCAAGGAACUGCAAGCCGCAAAGGAGAUGGGUAUGAUGACGCCAGAACGUGCGCCAACCCCCUCAGCGGCGCCAGCAGCUGUUGCCAAUGUACAGGAACCGCCACGAAAGAAGCUCAAGAGUGUGCCUUUGGAUAAGGACGCAGACAACGGCCAUUCCGAUACGGCCAGCGCAGCUGGCUCUACUACGUCUAAAAAGAAGGACAAGGACAAGAGCGUGGAAAGUGUCACAGUCCCCGAGAUGCCAAAGCCUCGAGUUCUGCCAUGCGCAGUCUGUGGCGAAUUGGAACCUCAAGGAGAUCAGCACCUAUCAUGUCGAGAAUGUCGCUUGACAGUACACCGCAACUGCUACGGUAUUAUGGACAACCGGAAUCCUGGAAAAUGGACAUGCGACAUGUGUGUGAACGAUAAAAACCCGCAGGUUUCGAUUCAUUACAAGUGCAUUCUGUGUCCUCAUGAGUACACAGAACAUGAUUUUGUGGAACAGCCAAAACUGACGCACCAUAAAAAGAAAAUGUCAGAGAAAGAUCGAGAGAGGGAGCGUUUGGAAGUUCAGCAAGCUCGAAAGGCUGCAGACUUUUACCGCAAGAAGCAAGAGGACAUGAAUCGACCAGUCAACCCUCGGGAGCCACUCAAGAGAACCGCUGACAACAACUGGGUCCAUGUUACUUGCGCUGUUUGGACUCCAGAAGUCAAGUUUGGCAACGCCAAGGCAUUGGAACCCUCAGAGGGCAUCCCCUCAAUCCCUAGGGCUCGAUACAAUGAGACCUGUAAAAUCUGCGACAAGGUUGAAGGUGCCUGUGUCUCUUGUCAUCAGUGUCGCACCCCACUACACGUGGAAUGCGCACGACAACAGGGACAUAUUCUUGGGUUCGAAAUUUCACCUGUGAAAGGCUCUCGGAGAGACCAGGUCAACGUUGUAACCGUCAAUGGAGAAAGCGGCACCAUGUCAGCGACAGUGUGGUGCAAGGAACAUGCUCCUACCAAGACUACUGUUCAUCAUAUGCACGACAUUGUAGACGAUUCGGGUCUUAACGCCCUACAACUCUAUGUUCAGAAUUUCAAGCAAGCCGACCUCACUCUGACAGGCACCGCCCGCAAGGCCAAUCUCAUGACGAAUGCAGCCAAAUUGACCGGCACAGCGACGCAGCCUGGCCUACGCAGGUCUUCAACAACCACUCUGCCCACAAAUCAUCAGCACAACGGGCAUACAAGAGAGGCUGCCUUGGAUCCCAAACAGCCAGGAGGAAAGGUUUGCAUUACUUGUGGUAUCGACGUCAGUCCGAAAUGGUACCCGAUUGACAAUUCACAAGAACGCGAACUCACCAAUGGCCAUUACGGCACACUUGGAAGCGAGGCACAGAAAUUUGUGGAACAAAGGCGUUUUCAGUGUCACCAGUGUCGCAAAGCUCAGCUCGCAGCGAAGGCGCACCCACCGCCACGACAAUCACCCUCCAUGCCAGACGCUCCGCCACCCCUUGCUCAAGAGGCAGCUAUAUCAGCUACUGCAGCACCACCUCUGCGUAGUCCGCCUCAGAUGACCGCCCAACGUGAAGCACAUGCUGCUGCUUAUGCCUGGCCGCCUCAUGGCCAUACUCAGACAGGACCCCCAGCGAUGCAAGCGCCUUCACUUGUCGCCGAUCAUGCCCUUGGAGCUCGGCCACCAGCUCCUCACGCCUAUGCAGCUCCACCACCUCAUCGGCCGGCAUAUAGCGAUUGGGGCCGACCCGCAAGUCAGCAAAGCUCUCCUUCUCGACAUAUAAACGGAGGGCCUCCUCCUCCUCCCCCUAUUCAUAAUGCACCACCGCCAAUGACGAACUUGUCUUCCUUGCGACCACCGCCCGUAGUCGGGCCUGUGCCGACUGCACCACCACCUGCGAACCAUCACGGCGGUCACCCUUCGUCGCCAUACACCAAUGGAUUGCCUCUAUCUCCUCGGCAACUCAAUGGACCAGCACCUCCAUCUCGAUACGCUCACCCAUACCAACACCAUGGGCGACCUGUCCCUCCAGCACACCUUCCACCACCGAAUAUGGCAAAUGGGGCGCCGCCGCCGCCUCCCCCGCCACCCAGGGGAGAGGGAUACCCUCAUGAGAUUAAUCCGCAAAGACCACCAUACACUCCUCAGACGAGUCCGCCUGGCUCUCGAAACGGACACCCACCUCCACAAAAUCGUCCAGCAAGCGGAGCAAGCGCCAGCCCUUCGCUACGAAACCUCCUAUCGUAG
Fusarium graminearum PH-1 is the source of this 4677-nucleotide messenger RNA. RefSeq lists its product as uncharacterized. Gene Ontology annotation, biological process: histone catabolic process. Gene Ontology annotation, cellular component: Lid2 complex. The transcript is spliced from 5 exons. The coding region runs from base 1 to 4677 and encodes 1558 amino acids. The record is from RefSeq and is a predicted model, not a curated record. Gene Ontology annotation, molecular function: ubiquitin-protein transferase activity; chromatin binding. NCBI's taxonomy places the organism in Eukaryota, Fungi, Ascomycota, Sordariomycetes, Hypocreales, Nectriaceae.